CGGCUUCCUCUGUCAUUACAGUUCACCAAAAAUAAAAGUAUGCGAAAGAGUCGUGUAGGAUUCUUCUUGAUUUGUUAGCCUGUGUGGCUAAACAGCUCCAAGUUAACUAAUGAUGGAGGACGAGGACGUGUCCGAUAACUGGGAAGAAGCUGCGGAUAGCGGAGAAAUCGACAGGCGACUCGAAGCGAAGCUGAAAAUCAGUCAGAAAUCUGAAAGUGUGCCUGUGAAGACGGGGGUGGUGAUUCAGGACGAAUCCCUACCUGCGGCUCCGCCCCCUCAGAUCCGUAUCCUGAAGCGCCCUCCCUGUAACGGUGUCUUAAACACACAGGGUGCGAACACUCGACCCGCACAGCAGCCCAAAUCUCUGAAGCAGAGAGAGGCCGAGUACGCCGAGGCCCGGAGGAGGAUUCUGGGUAGCGCCAGUGCUGAAGAACCUGCGCGGGAGAGAGAAGACUCGGACAGGCCUGCUUCUGAAUCUCUUCAGUGGAACAGUAACGUUAUUCGGCAGCCCCGGGGGCCGGACGGCACGGCAGGGUUCCGCCUCAGCAGAUAGAGAGACAGCCAGCACUGAGGACGUAAAGAAAAGCAGAGUCGCUUCGGUCAAGAUCUCUCAUCCGUCUCCUCUUUUCCGUCUGAGCGACGGAGGACGUGACGACCGUGUGAUCACUGUCUCGGCGUGUACGCUGUGAGUCUCUCAGUAACACUCACUGGGGUCCAGGCAGGAAUCACCGCAGCGUUCCGAUACGGCUCAGAGCGCCCUUGUUGACUUCCCCUAGUGACUCGGAUGUGCGUGAACGGUGCAGCCGAGCCUCCUCCUGUAAACACUACAGAGUUGUAGCAGCUCACUAACUCGCCGGUUGAAUAGCACGCUAAUUUCCUGGUGUUCAGUUCACUAAGUUUGAGCGUACAACACAGAGCUCAUCCAAAGUUCCAUAUAUAUUUAUAAGCCUAAUCUUUUUUUACAGCAUGAUUCUCGCCCUUUAUGAAAAGGCCGCAGUGCCUUCUGGGAAGUUUGAGCUCCCAGCGUGUACCGUGAUGUCAACUCGGCCUCGAAAGGGCAGUCCAACAAAAUUCAGCUGAGCUGAAGAAGGAGCCAGACGAGGGGAGGUGGACAAGGGUGCAAGAAAAACCUCAAGAAAACAAUAAACCCCUGUCUGAUCCGUUACACUGACGAGACAGACAUGAGAAACGAUUGGGUCCCGAACCGAGCCUCUGUUAGAUCGAGGCUUUAAAGUUUGUCCAAAGAUAUAAAUGUCUACAAAACCUGUGGGAUGUCUCUCUCUCUCUCUCUCUCUCUCUCUCUCUCUCUCUCUCUCACACUCUCACACUCUCUCACACACACACACACACACACCAUGAUAAACUAAUAGCUAUAUUCGUACAUGUUAGCUACAUUAGCUUUCUGAAAGUAAAGUAAAGAUUAUAACAGUCAGAGGGAAAGUGGACGUUGUGGACGCUUCAUUUUUUUUCCCUGAAUUCACUUUAAUUUGAUGUCUGAUGUACUAACACACAUUAAAACUCAAACGCAGCAAUAAUAUCAUAUAAAGGGGACAGGAGUCGGGAGAACAGCUGGAAACGUGUCUGAUUAUUCCACCUGCUUUUGUUGUUUUGUUUUGUUUUUUGUAUUUUAAACAUAUGUAUUUCUGUGUGAAUUUCAGUGAGAAUGGAAUUGUUCAUGUGUCUGCAGACUGAACAGCGCAGUUUAUAUAUAUAUGAAUAAGACAUUUUCACGUCUCUGUGGUUACCGUGUGAUGUUUAAGAGACGUUGCUUAAAUGGUUUGCAGCUCAGGAGAUAAAGAUGGAUCGUGAUCUUCGGGAACAGGACGUAGUUACUGCAGGAUCACUGGGACACCAUGAAGAAGUUUUUUUAAUUACGAUGUUGAGAAAACAAAUUUUUAUUUUUUAAGAUGACCAGAAAAAAAUUGUUGAAGACUUUCUGUAAUGAAGUGCUGCAGCCAGAGUGGACGAUUGUUUUCUGUCAGUCCUCAGUGCUAUGAAGAAGUAGUGACCAUCAACCAGCAGUGCUUCUGUUAAAUAUAAACUCUGUGUUAAACAGAUGGUGAGGCGUGUGAGUGGAGUGUGAUGGAGUUACAGACUCGCAGAAAGCCAUGUGUUGCCAGAAAGCACUAUUAGGUGUGUGUAGGUGUGUGUGUUUGUGUGUAGAGCCAUCGUUGAUGCUUAGAUGUUUAUUUACAGCUCUAAGCCGUAUUUCAGUCGCUCUCUUGUUUCACUCCUGCCUUCUUUUCGUUCGUGUGAGUGUUUAUGACUCCGAGUGGCUCUGAGAUUAAAAGCUGAGCUUCUCAGAGUCCCACAGCAGCCCUUUAACUCUCAAAUAAAAUCCAGUCAGAUUACCUCACAGCAGUUUCAUUUUCUGAACAUCAUCCAGCUCUUCAUCUGGCUCUUCAUCAUUUGAGCUGUAGAGCUUUUCAUUCCUGACCUUUUCACACACAGAUGAGGGUUUGUUCAACUCGAGGUGAUUUAUAGACCAUGGGCUUUGUUUCUGAAGUGCUGUGCUUUCAAGGAAAUAGAUUUAUUAGUUUGGGGAAAGUCUUAAUAUACAUGAUGAUCCAUUUCACUCCUCUUUUUUAAUGAAACACUAGGAUUAAAGGAGAGCUUCAGGAUCCAGUGGUACAGUCACACUGAACCUCCUUUCCUUAAGGUGUGUGUGUGUGUGUGUGUUAUAUUUAUCCAGUGCCUAAGAGCUCAGAUUAAUCCUUCUUUCAGAUUAAAUCUUGACUUCCUUCAGCCAGAGGCAGUAUGCAGGAAGUCGCUGUUGCAGAAAACCUCCAGAAGCGUCUUUCACUUCCUUUAAACUGACCGAACACUCGGAGCAGAACCCAUGCAGAUUGUGUACUAAGUAUAUUUACGCUCUCGUCGUUAGACUUGUUUCUACUGUUACCUUAAAGUGUUGAGUUUUCCGAGCUCUGUGCGGUCUCACACGCUGCCGUCCACAUCUGAGUCUAGCGCUGAUUCCUGCAUCCCCACGCUGACGGAGUAGUUCUUUCCUUAGAACUAAAUAAAGAUAACUGAAAGCACUGCCCUCGUGCCAAGACCAAAUUUCAAACCCUUACCGCUUCUCCGGUUGAAGAUAACCCUAGAGGAACUCUUUGAGCUUUGAUGUGGAAUGAGAUCAGAAAGAGUUGUGUUUUAUUUAGCUGAGAACCCUGAGAACCCUUAACUAUUCAGCAGAACCAUAGAUUCCAGUUUGUGGUUUAAGGCAGCGGUGUUGAGUCAGGAGUUCUCUGCUGCUCCUGUCUCAGAUUCUCACACACUGAAGAGGCUUAGUGCUGAUUCACACACAAUAAUUAAAUCCUUCAGGAGGAUCUGUGCUUCUGUGGAACUGUUUAUUUCCCACGAUCCUUUGCCUUAUUUACGUUGUGUUGGAAAUGUUUUAACGUGAUGUGACGUUCCUGUCUGCUUCCUCUCUGCACUCCUGUUCUCCAGCUCCAUCUGUCUGUUAACAAAUAAACUUUAUUCUGGAGGUUCA
Molecule: messenger RNA, 3487 nt
Organism: Hemibagrus wyckioides
Lineage: Eukaryota; Metazoa; Chordata; Actinopteri; Siluriformes; Bagridae
Product: SUZ domain-containing protein 1-like
Exons: 4
Coding region: 110-553 (147 amino acids)
Source: RefSeq, a predicted model, not a curated record